This is a messenger RNA of Sycon ciliatum, 1271 nucleotides long. RefSeq names its product ulvan-active sulfatase-like. The transcript has 3 exons. NCBI's taxonomy places the organism in Eukaryota, Metazoa, Porifera, Calcarea, Leucosolenida, Sycettidae. The record is from RefSeq and is a predicted model, not a curated record. Bases 1 to 555 code for a protein of 184 amino acids.
AUGGUUGAAGAAGCGGUGAUUGUCCGUAUUCCUGGAGGCAAGGCCGGCCAGGUCAUUGAGCAGCCCAUCAAUUCCUUUGACAUGAUGGAGACCAUUGCGGAUAUGGCCAACGUCAAUGUGUCUCACAUACGCUUUGCCAAGAGCUUCUUGGCUCAACUUCACGGAUCACCAGGAGAUUCCAACAGAACAGUGUACAGCGAAGGUGGAUUCCUGUACCAUCGUGAGAUUGAGCCAUUUGAUCCUUUCCAAGCGGAUACUUAUAAAGACCCGCAUAAUCUCUACUACCCACGUGGAAAGGAGGAGGUGGAGGAGGGAAUUCCCCGUGCAGUGAUGGCCAAGAACAUGAACUAUAAGUUGGUGUUCAGAGCUGACGGAGUGUCCGAGUUCUACGAUCUCAAGGAGGACCCACGGGAGCUAACGAACAUGUACGACAAUGUGAAAUACAAAGAGGUUCGCGAUAAAAUGCUCAUGGAUCUUCUGGACUGGUUUGUGAAAACGGGCGAUGUCACACCUCUCGCGGAAGACCCUCGAGGUGCUCCAAAACCACCCCACUGAAACGGAGCAAAACAAAUGUCCAAUGGAGAACAGCUUAGUAACUUAUUCUAGCGAUAAGGGCUACUUAGCUAUAAACCUUGCAUAUAGCUGCGACAAGAGGCGACUGCUUGGAUGUCUUCUUAGUCUAGGAACAUGCUGUGCAGCUCAGAGCCUGGGGUGGAAUGCGGAAGAUGGAGGUGUUUUCAAUAUGAUUACAUGUCCAAAUGUUUCUAUUCUGAAAUCCAGUUUUACAUUACAUUGCGUAAUUCAUAUUUUCGCUUUUCUUUGCAUAAAAGUCGGCGUGGAGACAAGAAACCUAAUAUCGAUGAAAGUAAAGUGAGUGCACUCAUACCACUAGAACAAUGGAACGAUAUUACAUUUUGUAUUAUUAGGGUUUUUGUAGUCCAACACUCAGUUUGAUGAUGAUUUCUGAUGAUAAUCACCUGAAGACGAAGUUCAAAUCCUAAAAUAUUGUUCCAUUGUUCCCGUGGUAUGAGUGCGCUCGCUCACUUUACUUUCAUCAAUAAUUCUUUGCAUAGUGAGUAAAUAUCAGGAUGGCAGGAGGGUGUAUGCCGUAACCUUUAGGCUGUCCUGUCAGACAGUAUUUAUAUCAAAAGUUGAAAACCGAUUUUAUUUUCAGACAUAACUAGUUUAAUAGUAGCAUAAAUACUCUUAGCCACCUGGAUAUCUACCACUGUUGGGGCUGUCAUUGGUGAUAAUGCUCACAUUACUCUCAA